Molecule: messenger RNA, 1446 nt
Organism: Danaus chrysippus (African queen)
Lineage: Eukaryota; Metazoa; Arthropoda; Insecta; Lepidoptera; Nymphalidae
Source: the annotation of a GenBank genome assembly
UUGCUACUACGAAGAAGCCAAGAAUGUUUCAAAGAGGAAAGAAAGGCUGUGGAGAGCCAGCAACCCCUAGACCGGAAGAGCAAACUUAAACGGCUGGAUAUCGCCGUGAACGGUGGGCUUAUAAGGAUCCGCGGCAGGAUCGACGUCGCCGAAGAACUCGACCGCGAUCUCAAUCAGCCAGUAGUAUUAGACGCGAAAGAUGACAUUACGAAGUUGAUCCUGACCCAUUACCACGAUAAGUUCAAUCCCGGUAACCACGCUACCGUGAUGAACGAAGUAAGGAGAAGGUUUUGGGUCCUGGGCCUGAGAUCAGCGGUGCGAGAGAUAGCCCAUCGAUGCCAGUGGUGUCUAGUACCUAAGGGCACUCCGAAGACCCCACCCACAGGAGAUCUACCGCGGGAACAGCUCCGAUACGGCGAGCCACCUUUCACUUCGACGCGGCGACCCCCUCGUCUCAGUACCGUCCGAGCACUCUCAGCGUUCGGACGUGUGUUCCUGCAGCGGACCGCGCUCCCUGAGCUGCGUCCGCUCCCCGUGUCAGUGGACUGUUGCCUAGCACGUCCACUCUCCGAGUCAGUGGAUUGUGCCCAGCACGUCCACUCUCCGAGUUCAGCGGAUUGUGUACGCACGUCCGCUCCCCGGGCCACGUCGCCUGCACUUGUUCCACGUGCCGUGUGGUUCGAGUGCAAAGACUACAGUGCAGUGCGAGUCCGUAGGACACAACUAGGUACUCAUCUCCCUGCCGCCUGGCAGGGAGGAUUGGUAGUAUUCCACUUUAAAAAACUCACCAUGCCCACCUUAGACCCGAUGAUCUUCACUGCCUACGUGCAGAAGAAUAACCCCGAAUUGGUACUUAGAUUCAUAUCUGAGUCCCUGCUCCCCACCCCCAACUCCCGCAUGGAGUGUUCUUCGGCCUCGGCCUCGGAGUCCGGUUCCCGGACUAGAUCCGAGAGCGAAGCCGACGACGGAUUUACAACCGUCGUCUCAAAGAAAAAGAGGAAGCGUUCCUCUAAAACGCCGUCUACCUCCGCCCCCCAAUCCCCCUCAAACGCCGCGAACGCCCCCGCCGCCGCCGCUAACUCUCGCCCCUCAGCUCCUCAAGCUCCUGCCACUCAGGCUCUCUCCAAGGCCCCUCAGGCCCCUAAAACGCCUAAGGCCCCUCGGGCCCCUCAGGCCCCUAAAACGCCUAAGGCCCCUCAGGCCCCCCAGGCACCGACGGUCAAUGCCUGGUUUAGGAAUAAACCCGCCGAAAUAACCGUCACCACGUCACCGGCCGCGCCCGUGCCUCCAACCGCGCAAGACAGCGGGGUCUCCAACCCCCUGUCUUCAAUCUCCAAAUACUUCGAGGCGUUCGAUCCGCCCGAAUUACUCAUAUUUGCGAACAAGCUCAAGGCAACCGACAAAUCCUGCCCACAUCCAACAUGUGGAGCAGGUCGUACGAGAUAG